AUGGCUUCCGACUCAGCUGCAAACACCCCCGGUGCCGACUCCGCCGCUGCAACUCCCUCCGCCACCACCACCACCAACCAAGUGCGUCCCGGCGGCGCCCCGAUUAGAAGAUACAUGAAUGAGAAGAUUGUGCCGCAUCUUCUUGAUGGGAUGACGGUCGUUGCAAAGGAGCAACCACCCAACCCCCUCCGCGUCCUCGGCGAGUACCUCAUCCAGAAGAGCAAUGAAAUCGAACAGCAGGGUGUAUCGAAGACUCCGGAGUAG
Molecule: messenger RNA, 264 nt
Organism: Aspergillus costaricaensis CBS 115574
Lineage: Eukaryota; Fungi; Ascomycota; Eurotiomycetes; Eurotiales; Aspergillaceae
Product: DPY30/SDC1 family protein
Exons: 2
Coding region: 1-264 (87 amino acids)
Source: RefSeq, a predicted model, not a curated record